AUGUCUUCCCCAAUGGCUCGAAGGACGAUGAACAAUUGCACGAGAUCGAUUGUCGAUUCAUCUCUCUCUAAAAGUCUGACUAGACCUUCUCUUCAUGCUCCUUGCCAAUUCGUGGCGGGUCAAAGGAGAUGCAUCACGAUCAAACAGCUCGAGGCUGCGAAGAACGACCGCGAACGAGUCGUCAUCCUCGGCUCGGGCUGGGCAGGCUACAACCUCGCCCGAUCCCUCAACCCCAAGAAAUUCCAAACCGUCGUCGUCUCGCCCCGCUCCUACUUCGUCUUCACACCCCUCCUCGCCUCCACCUCCGUCGGCACCCUCGAAUUCCGCACCGCCCUCGAACCCGUCCGCUCGCGAAGCAGCAAGUACGAUUACAUCCAAGGCCGAGCCGAUGGAGUCGAUUUCGGACGAAAAGAGAUCAUGGUGCGGGAGACGGUGCGGGAUCCUAAUCAAGGUCUGCUGUCUACUCGAGCUGGAGAGAAGAAAGAUGAGAGGCCGUUGGAGAUGCAGAUCGAAGCGAGUCGGGGGGAGCUGUUUAGUAUGAGUUAUGAUAAGUUGGUGGUGAGCGUGGGGAGUUACAGCCAGACGUUUGGGAUUCCUGGGGUUAAAGAGAAUGCGUAUUUCUUGAAGGAUGUGCAGGAUGCGAGGAAGAUACGGAAUAAGUUGUUGAGUUGCUUUGAGACGGCGGCGUUGCCUACGACACCCAAGGCGUUGAAGAAGCAGUUGUUGAAUUUUGCAAUUGUUGGUGGUGGUCCUACUGGAAUCGAGUUCUCUGGUGAGCUUCAAGACAUCGUCAAGGAUGACAUGGCCAGGCUUUAUCCCCACCUUACAGAGCACGUCCAAAUCACCGUGUACGAUGUCGCCGACAAGAUUCUCCCCAUGUUCGACGAGACGCUCCAUGACUACGCAGUGGAGCACUUCGCAAGAGAAGGAGUAACCCUCAAAACCAAUCACAGCAUCCGCGAGCUGCGCAGAGGAUUUCCGAGAAGGGAAGGAACAGAGGACCUGAACGACGAUGUCAAAGCCAGCGGUUACACAUUGAAGUUGCAGAAUGGUGAAGAGUCGGAGAUUGGAUGUGGUAUUGUCGUAUGGAGUACCGGCCUCAUGAGCAACCCCUUCAUCCAGAAAGCAUUGAGUUCGUCCUUCACGGCGCCAGCUUCGUGUUUGCGAUUGUCGGACGAUAUCGAUGCGAGCCCUGACGGUGUGGCCGAUUGGAAGGUACAAAGGCAUCCAAGGACUGGCAGUGUCAUUACAGAUGACUUUCUCCGGGUCCAAUUGGAUGCUGGUGAUCACCACGAGGACCGACCAGCGGCGAUUCUGCGCGAUGUGUAUGCCCUUGGCGACUGUGCUGCGAUUGAAGGCACCACGGACCCGGCAACCGCGCAAGUUGCAACCCAGAAGGCCAAGUGGCUAGCGAAGAAGCUUAACAAGGGCGACAUCAACACUCGCGGCUUCUCAUUUGCUAGCCAGGGCGUGAUGGCGUAUAUUGGUGGUUACCGUGCGCUGGUGCAGAUGAAUCAAGCUUCGCUUUCUGGAAGGACCGCAUGGCUGUUAUGGCGAGGAGCGUAUCUGACCAAAUCCAUCAGCUGGAGGAAUCGUAUCCUGAUUCCUAUGUAUUGGGCUUUCGGCCGUGAUAUCUCUAGGUUUUGA
Zasmidium cellare ATCC 36951 is the source of this 1647-nucleotide messenger RNA. RefSeq lists its product as uncharacterized. Gene Ontology annotation, molecular function: NADH dehydrogenase activity. The coding region runs from base 1 to 1647 and encodes 548 amino acids. The transcript has 6 exons. NCBI's taxonomy places the organism in Eukaryota, Fungi, Ascomycota, Dothideomycetes, Mycosphaerellales, Mycosphaerellaceae. The record is from RefSeq and is a predicted model, not a curated record.